This is a messenger RNA of Aspergillus clavatus NRRL 1, 462 nucleotides long. RefSeq lists its product as uncharacterized. The transcript has a single exon. The record is from RefSeq and is a predicted model, not a curated record. NCBI's taxonomy places the organism in Eukaryota, Fungi, Ascomycota, Eurotiomycetes, Eurotiales, Aspergillaceae. The coding region runs from base 1 to 462 and encodes 153 amino acids.
AUGUCUCACCACCAACAACAACAACAACAACAACGCCCUGAUCCCAAACCCAACCCCCCACAGCCCCAAGUUCAAGCCCAACCCCCCUACCAAACCCACCGCGCCGCCUCCACCCUCCUCAUCCCCCACCGCCAAGCCCUCGCCAAAGCCAAACCCUCCAAAGCCAACCAGAACCAGAUCCUCCCCGACCGCAGCGCCCACGCCCUCCCCCGAACCACGCGCGCCCCGCCGCAGACCAACGCAGAUAAGAACCGCAGACGAGCCACCGAGGUGAAUCUCGCGGCGGCGCCGCAGCCGUUGCUGGAUCCGGUGUUGUGGUCGCGCAUGCAGGAGCGGGCUGGGACUGCGGCUGGGAGCGGGUCGGGGGCGGAUGGGCGGAGGGGAGAAGGGAGUGGGUAUGGGUAUGGGCGGAUGGCGGUUCGGGGCCGGAUGGGGGGGUUGGGGAGGGGGAGGGAGGGAUGA